CAUUUGUAUAGGAAUUCUGUAGGAAUAGGGAAUAUUCUCCACAUGGUGGCCAUGGAAGCCUCGUGAUCUUGGUGCCAAUGCUGCGAUCAACCUGGACGUAUUUUGGUUUGGGUGCUCUGGUGGGAGCUGCGCUCUUUUGGGUCUCCGAUUCGAGUGGCUGGUUGGUCACACCCGGCCUGGGCGACGUGGCGGAGGCCCCGCUGGCACCACGCGAGGAGCGCAUCGAAGGCUCCAGGCCAGCUUCAAGUGCCGUGCAAGAACAGAGCAGCACACGCCCACCCACCAGCACCACAAGCAGCUCUGGAUUGACCACAACAAGCAGCGAUCCCGUUUGCGAACUGCCGCUGUGUCAGCUGCACGAACGAAGUGCACCACAGCUUUUCAUCCUGGAGCACACGGACGGGGCUGGGCACCGGAUGAAAUCCAUCCUGGAAGCUAUGGCCAUUGCGUGGCGCAACAAGAUGAACUUUGGGGGCUUGGUCGGUCAACUCCAGCCCUUGACGGACCAGCACAUCAACUUCCGUGUCAUCUCCGACGCCAUCUUUGGAGAAGAGGCCUCGAAAGACCUCUACAUCUACAACAUCAGCAACAAGCCCCGUUGGGAAGGCGUCUUUGAUAGCGUCCGGCAGUUGGAAAGUGGUCGUGAGCAUCUCAAGGAGAAGGCCUUCGCGUAUUGCCACGCGGUGAACGAAUGGGGCUAUGACCGCAGCAUCCCAACCAGCUCCUACUUCCCUGGCUGGCUCCGAAAUGAACUCCGCCAGCAUUUGGAUACCCGACCCUUGUUGUUUGCUGCUGGCAAGGUCUCUGUCGUUAUCCACUUGCGCCGGUCUGACCUGGAACGAAGCGAUACUCGUGCCACACCAGAUGCCUACUACUACCGUUUGGCGAAAGAAAUUGGUCACAUUGUCUCUUUUGAGACCUUGGAUUUUCAUGUGUGGAGCUCCACCAAGAAUAUCCCGGCAUAUGACUAUCACUACUGGACAUCGAAGGAUUACGAUGGCUAUCGGGAGCGUGGCAUGACAGUGCACUUGGAUGAGCAGAUUGACAACAAUGAUGAUAUGAUCAAAGCGUGGACGCACAUGGCGAGAGCAGAUAUUUUCAUCAUGUCGCAAAGCUCAUUUUCCAUGGUGCCUGCAUACCUGAACACCAACUGUGUGAUCUAUCCCUCCAAUAUCGAUGCACCGCUGGAGAACUGGGUUGAUGGCAAGGACAACAAGCGAAGUCAAUACCAAGCCAGCUUGCAGAAGUGUGUGGCUCGCGCAGUGGAAGGGAGCCAAACAGAGCGGAGACCCCGUCGCGCGGUGGGUCGCUGCGGGCUGUUGUUGGGUCCCAGCGGGAGGUUCCUGGGUGAGAUUUGCGUUUGUUGCCUCAGACGCAGGUCAGUCCUUCAGUUUGCUUCCGUCUCACCACGUUCGACGGGCUUUGUCGGCUUGCGCGGAGUCGUCCGAAAAACGGCUCAAGCCGCCUGGGCUCAAGGGCUGAAGUCGAGCUUUGCAGAGAGCAGCUUUCUGGUGGCGAACUGGCUGAUCAGCAAUCUCGCAUAUAGCAACUUCUUUCUGCAGCCCCGUGGGCCGGAUGAGACGACGCGAUGGCAGGGCUAUGGCUUCGACUUUGUGCACAACUUGUUGCACAUGACCGGCGAGAAGGUCCUGCAACCGUUUCAUGAUCCCGACCGACGCUUGGUGGCGCUCUUCAAUGGAGAGAUUUACAACUGGGAGGAGCUCGGCUCGGAGCUCGGCUCAUCCUUUCGCAGUGAUGGGGAGGUCAUUUUGAGCGAGUACCAACGGCACGGCGGCAGCUUCGUGCGGCGCUUGGAUGGCGAAUUCGCCUUGGCGCUCUUCGACUUCCAACGCCGGGAGCUGAUCUUGGCGCGGGACCCCUUCGGCACGAAGCCCCUUUGGUUCGCUUCCUCCGCCGCUCUGGGGCGCUUUGCCUGCGCCUCCUACCGCUCCGCGCUGGAGCGCUUGGGCUUUGAAGAACAGGAUAUCCAUCAAGUCGAGCCCAACACCGCCCUUCACCUGCGCCUGCCUUCGACCGAAGCCGGCGAAGCCGAAGCUCCCGUGGUGAUCCAUCAGGCUGCAGUCUUCGAGUUUGACAUGAGACAGCACAAGGCAGACACGAAGGACUGGCAGAAGCUCUUUCUCAAGGCCAUCCAGAAGCGCGCCGGCUCCACACGCUUUGCGCCCGGCCGCGCCGUGCCGGCCAUGUGCUUGAGCGACGGCUAUGACAGCGGCUCCAUCGCAGUGGCGCUGGGCGAGCUGGGCAUCGCGCCGGCGAUGUACACGGUGCAAGCACGGGAGGACGUGCGAGUGCUGCUGGCACGCUUGGAAGCGAUGCGUGUGCGGCACAUGAACGCCUCGUGGAAGCUCACGCAGCUCUCGCAGGAGGAGUUUCAGCGUGAAAAGACCUUCCUUCGUGAAAACGCUGAGAAGGUCUUCUACAAGCUGCGGCCUGGUUAUGCCAAUGUGGACGACAAGGCGGCCGCGGGACUCUCCUGGAUCUAUCGCCAGGCGGCCCACUUUGGGCAGCGGCUCUUCCUCAGCGGCAGCGGAGCGGACGAAGUCAUCAGCGACUACGGCGCGUAUGGCGCCCCCUUGGAGUUCCACAGCACGCUGAUGGGCCACUUUCCAGAGAACCUGUCGACAGCCUUUCCCUGGUUGAACUUCUACCUGGGAACGCAGCAGGACUACUUGGCGAAGGAAGAGAGCACUGCUGGGGCACAUGGAGUGGAGACCAGAUAUCCCUUUCUGGAUCGAUCUCUAGUUCAGGAGUUCCUUUGGCUCAGCAAUGAUGCCAAGAACUCUCUCUACAAAGCACCCAUCCAUGAGUUCUUGGCCUCCGAGCAGUUUCCCUUCGUCCCGGGCGUGAAGCGCGGCUUCUCCGCCGACCGGAACCUCGCGGGAAGCUCCGAAGGGCACGACGACGCCGGCGCCGCGCGCGCGCGGCUGUGGGCACGUGCUCGGGCACGCGAGCGUGGAGACGGAGGCGAAGUGGAGACGGCGACGGUGGCUGCGUGUAGCCACCAGUGUGAGGAAGAGGGCUCCUUUAGCUUGGAGGAAUUGAUGGAGGUGGUGGAGCUGGAGAGUGUGAGGAUCAAGGACCUCUCCGAAGCCUUGCCGGCGCUACAACGUGCCCGUGCACGGCGCGCGCAGCAAGCACUGCGGCCGCCGUUGUCGUUGGCCGCAGCCAACGGCGUGGAACCGACGCCGGGGGUGGUGAUUCUCACGUCGUGCAUGGAGGAGCACUACUUCUUGACCUAUUGUGGCCCCUUAUUCUCCAGCAUUGGAGAGGCAUUUCAUUCACCCAGCGAUGAGUCCAGACCACGCGUUCCGGUGGUGAAGGUCAUGGUGGCCACUGCAGGACUGGCUGCGGCGACCCUGGAGGCGGUAAGCCGAGUGAUGCCCUGGGUGGAGUUCGCACCCUUUCAGGAACAUGAGGAGCAGCUGAGUUCCCACGAGGACCCCACGGAAGGAGAGAAUUAUCGGCGCUUGACCUAUCAGUCACUGAAGCUUCAGCAGUACCUCUUGCUCUGGCAGACCCGCAUCCUUCCACUGAAAGAGGUGGCCUUCGUGCUGUGCAUGGACUCGGACAUGGUCGUGGCCAAGCCUUUCAUGCACGUCUUCGAGCUCUUGCAGCAGCGGCAAGUGGACAUCGCCUUCAGUUACUACGACGGCACCCGGGAGGUGCCCUGGGGCUCCACUGAGGAGCUGGCGUUCACCAAGAAGAAAGGCUACGUGCGCCUGCAGGGUGGCCUCCUCAUCAUGCGAAAUAGCCUGGAUGCGUUGCAAUGGUUUGCCACAUGGAAGAGCCUGACAGAAGUGACGCUCUUCCACAACGAGAACGAGAACGAUCUAGGUCAGCGAUGGCGAGAUUUGCUGGAAGAAUUCAAAGGCCCUUCCCAAGCAGCGCUGGCUUUUCUGUUGACACAGGGCGAGGUAGAGAAGGUCAUGAAGGAUGCAGCGACCUGCUGCAGCUCCUUGCGAAGCAUCGAGUUGGAAUCCCUGCGACCCGGGGGCGAGAACUUUCGCGUGACGAUGAUGGGUCUUCCAACUCAGUACCUGAACGACGCGGAGUCGACCGCGGACGGACUCUUGCCCCAGACGGCGCACAUCGUCCAUCUCAAAGGCACUUGGUGGCGCAAUGUUUUGCCUGAAGGCCGCCGAGAGAUCACGACGCCGACGCGGUCGUUUGCGUGGAAUUGGCAAGCCUUCGAGCUGUGGCAUCAUCACUAUGUCCAUUUCCUCCGGCUCCUUCGAGAUGGUGGCUUCGAGGUCUACUGA
Messenger RNA from Durusdinium trenchii, 4280 nucleotides. The record is from the annotation of a GenBank genome assembly. Lineage: Eukaryota; Dinophyceae; Suessiales; Symbiodiniaceae.